Molecule: messenger RNA, 2301 nt
Organism: Chenopodium quinoa (quinoa)
Lineage: Eukaryota; Viridiplantae; Streptophyta; Magnoliopsida; Caryophyllales; Amaranthaceae
Product: UDP-glycosyltransferase 76B1-like
Exons: 2
Coding region: 711-2087 (458 amino acids)
Molecular function (GO): UDP-glycosyltransferase activity
Source: RefSeq, a predicted model, not a curated record
GAAAUAUGGUGCGGGUAUAAGGUGGGUAUGAGGCGGGGUGAAUUUAGGACGGGUCUACUCUAAAAUCCAUACUCGCCCCAUCACCCAUGGCGGGCACACAUUUUAUAUUCAUCUCCGCCUCAUCACCGGCCAAACCUCUCUCCAUCCCCGCCCCACUUGAAUUGGACGAGGAUGGGGCAGGUCUCCCAUUUAACCCGACCCAGUGUCAUCCCUAAUUAUGCUCUCUCUUACGGUCUUACCCAAAUACAUGUUCACACAUGACUUAAAAUGUAAAUAUAGUACUAAGUAGGUGUUGUGUUUUGUUUGUUUUUGUUUUGUUUUUUUUUUUAUAAAUAUUUUAUGUUAUUGUCUAAAACGUGAAUAUAGUUGAAAGUAGCAAGGUAGCAACUAAGCAAGUGCGAGUAGCCACUAGUUUGUUAAAAAAAAAAAAAAAAAAAAAAAAAAAAAAAAGGUAGCCACUAGUUACUACAGAUUGAGGAUAACAUGAGACUACAGUAUUUAAGCAGUAUAUAAGAGGAAUCUGAUUGAGAAAUUUCAGAAUUAAAAACUUUAAGAUUCAUAUAAAUGAAAUUGGGUAAAGUAUAUAGAAUAUUCAUCCAUUAGGUAAUCAUUUCCUGUCUUCACUCUAUAGCAUAAAGGCCAGAAACCCAACUCAUUUUAAUCAAUAGAAAACACAAGCUUAAAUCCAUAGAAAACAACCAUAAGCUCCAAUGGAAGGGACAAUGAAACAGACGAGCAAGCUCGGCCGUCGACUACUGCUAUUUCCUGCACCAUUUCACGGUCAUUUAAAUCCAAUGCUACAACUAGCAACUCUGCUAUACUCCAAAGGUUUCUCCAUUACCAUCAUUCAGACUCCUUACAAUCCUAUAAAUCUUACCGACUUCCCACACUUCACUUUCUGCUCCUUUCACAACAGCUUACUCGAGUCCUAUUCCAAGUCUCCUCCGCCGGAUACUGUUACCGUCAUAUCUAGCAUGGACACAUGCUGCGAGGCUUUCCGGGAUUGCUUGUCUCAAAUUUUACGCGAGACUGCUGCUGCUGAUACUGAUACUGAUGGGUGUAAGGAGCAUAUUGCUGCCUUGAUAGCAGAUCCUAUGUGGAAAUUUGUUGGGUCUCUUACUGCUAGCAUUAACCUUCCUAGGCUGGUGCUCAGGACUGGUAGCAUAUCGGCUUUGCUGGUUUAUCUUUCUCUGCCUUCUUUACGAGAAAAAGGCUAUCUCCCUGCUCGAGAUAAUAAUUUAGAUGAAAUACUGCCAGAGCUUUCCCCUUUAAAAGUCAGGGACCUUCCUUUAGAAUGGCCACAUCAUUUACUGGAGACAUUUGUCCGAGAAACCGAGACCUCUCAUGGUGUCAUAUGCAAUACCUUUGAGGAACUGGAAAGUUAUGCAACGGCUCAAGUUAAACGAUCCCUUCCUAUUCCCAUCUUUCCUAUAGGCCCCUUACACAAACAAUCUCCGACUUCUGAUACCAGCAUAUGGGCACAAGACCAAACUUCCAUCACUUGGUUGAAUAAACAAACACCCAAGUCUGUACUGUAUGUUAGUUUUGGGAGUGUUGCAACAAUGAGUAAAGCUGAAUUUCUCGAGCUAGCCUGGGGACUGCUUGAAAGCAUGGUGCCAAUCCUAUGGGUGGUACGCCAUGGAUUGAUCCAAGGUUCAGAAGUCAACAACUCAUUGCCAGAAGGCUACCUUGAUAUGUUAGGUGAAAGAGGGCAUUUUGUAAAAUGGGCACCUCAAUUAGAGGUUUUAUCCCACCCAGCUGUUGGAGGAUUUUGGACUCACAACGGAUGGAACUCAACUUUGGAGAGUAUUUGUGAAGGAGUGCCUAUGCUUUGCCAGCCUAUCUUUGCUGACCAGGAUAUGAACGCGAGGCAUGUGAGUGAUGGUUGGAAGAUAGGGAUGAAAUUGGAAAAGGGGAUCAAAAGAGAAGAAAUAGCAAGGUCGAUAAGAAAACUUAUGCUGGAAGAAGGGGAAGAAAUGAGGAGCAGAAUCACAGCUUUGAAGGAGAAGGCAACUCUUUGUGUCAAGGAAGGCGGUUCUUCAUAUACAUCUAUAGAGAGGCUUACCAGCUACCUACUAUCAUUUUGAUUUACUUAUCUAUUGUUUCAUUGAUUGAAUACUGUCAUCAACCGAAUAAACUGAGAAGAUAUUUCUUUCUAAAGAAAAAAUAUCUGUCUAUUGGGUGAGGUUUUGUUCCUUUCAAUGUUGAGCACUUUUGUUUUAGAGUGAUCUCUCAGUGUGUAUCGAUGAAAACUUCAUCUAGUAAAUUAUUUCUUGGUAUGCAAAGUGGUUUACUGCAAAA